This is a messenger RNA of Microsporum canis CBS 113480, 1137 nucleotides long. RefSeq lists its product as hypothetical. The transcript is spliced from 2 exons. The record is from RefSeq and is a predicted model, not a curated record. The coding region runs from base 1 to 1137 and encodes 378 amino acids. Gene Ontology annotation, biological process: vesicle-mediated transport; mitotic spindle elongation. NCBI's taxonomy places the organism in Eukaryota, Fungi, Ascomycota, Eurotiomycetes, Onygenales, Arthrodermataceae. Gene Ontology annotation, cellular component: Golgi membrane.
AUGCCGUCCGCCACAUCAGAUCCAGCGGGCUUCCGUGAUCGAGCAAUCGAUCGGAUCGGGCGAUCAUAUCAACGAGUAUCGGAGACGUUUGGAAAGAUGACGAUAUUGCAGAAGAUAGGCUCGGUUUUUGCCGGACUGGGUGUGAUCGCCCUUGGACUAGGCUUCAUGGCUGUUACGGGGCAGAUAUUCGCAUGGUUGGGACCUGUUGCCAAAGACUGGGAGAAUGCGCCGCUUGCAUACUUUAUAUUAUGGAUUUGUACAUUUUUGAUGUCCUUUCCUCCGAUGGUUGGAUGGUCGACAGUUGGGACGGUGUCUGGUUUCAUCUUCGGUGUCUGGAAGGGGUACGUUUAUUCCGCGAUAUACUGGAAGUUCCUUAUUGAUUUUCUCUCUAGAUGGGCAAUAUAUGCAUCCGCUACCGUUAUUGGGUCUACAUGCUCCUUUUAUGUCUCACGUACCCUUCUAUCCAAGUUUGUCCAAAGGCUCAUGAAGCACGACAAACGGUUCGCUGCGCUGUCAUUGACCCUUAAAUACGACGGGUUAAAGCUUUUAUGCAUGAUCAGAUUAUGUCCGUUACCAUAUUCACUAUGUAACGGUGCGGUUUCGACUUUUCCAACCGUUCGUCCGCUCAUGUAUGGGCUUGCAACGGCAAUAAUCUCCCCGAAGUUUCUUGUUCCAACAUUUAUUGGAAGUAGACUGAGAAUCCUGUCAGAGGACGGGGGAGAGAUGAGUGCCGGCUCCAAGGCAGUCAACAUCAUUAGCAUCCUCGUAAGUGUGGCAGCAGGAGUUUUUACAGGGUGGUACAUUUACAAACGCACCCUUGCCCGCGCAAAACAACUGGAGGCUGAGGAGCGUGCUAACAUUCGUGGUCCAACAUCCAAUAACCGGCCAACCACGGGCUCGCCAGAUGGGUUUGUCGAUGAUCCCAACGCUACCUCGGCGUCGAAUAUCCGUGUAAGGGAUGAGGAAGAGGCAGUUGGCUUUGACGAUGAUGUAGCCCUCGAUAUUGAUGACGAUCAUGUCGUCCUCGACCCCGGUUAUCAUGAUUUUACGGAUAACGAGUCUGAUAUCUUUGCUGACGGUGAUGGAGACGAUAAAGAUGAGACAUAUAAGCUACAUCGGCAUGUGGACUCGAGAUAG